AUGACUAAGAAAGAUUGCGAAUGCACAUCACCUUCUCCGGCGCCAUCACCAGACCUCACCUUCGCCGAUGUGAGGCUAGCCGUGGUUUAUCCAAUUAUCCAGAGUUUCAAGCUCACAAUCACUUUGGACCCACUAGGGAUCACUAGCUCGUGGGUUGGCUCCGAUAUCUGCAAUUACACGGGCUUCUACUGUGACAAUCCACCGGACAACACCUCGGCGACGGCACUCGCUGCAAUUGAUUUCAAUGGAUUCCAUCUUGCAGCCCUGACCCUCGAUGGGUUCAUCGACCAGCUCCCGAACCUCGCCAUCUUUCAUGCAAACAACAACAACUUCUCCGGCACGAUCUCACCGAAGAUUGCUCAGCUCCCUUACUUCUACGAGCUUGACAUAAGCAACAACAAGUUUUCCGGCCAGUUCCCAUCUGCCGUUUUCGGCAUAGCUGGACUAUCAUUCUUGGACAUUCGAUUUAACUUCUUCACUGGGGCUGUGCCACCACAGGUCUUCAGUCAAGCCCUGGACGCGCUCUUCAUCAACAACAACAAUUUCAUGCAAAAGCUCCCCGAUAACUUCAGUUCCACGCCGGUCCAAUACCUUACCUUAGCUAACAAUAAGUUCACUGGCCCGAUACCAACAAGCAUCGGCAAUGCUUCAUCAACCUUGAUAGAAGUGCUACUCCUAAACAAUUAUCUCACAGGAUGUCUGCCCCAUGAGAUCCGGCUACUGAAAAAAGCCACGGUUUUCGAUGUCGGGAACAACCUGUUGACGGGCCCGCUCCCCUGCUCCCUCGGAUGCCUGGAGAGCAUUGAGCAGCUCAACUUCGCCAGGAACUACCUAUAUGGAGAGGUCCCCGAGCUAUUGUGCAGGGUGAAGAGCCUAGUAAACGUGUCCCUAUCGAACAACUUCUUCACGAAGAUCGGGCCAGCAUGCUGGAAGCUGGUGAAGAGCAGGGUAUUGGACGUAAGGAAGAACUGCAUCCAUGGGAUUCCUGAUCAGAGGCCUUAUUGGGAUUGCUUCAAUUUCUUCUCCCACCCGAGAGCUUGUCCUACUUACCCUUACUGGUGGUGGCGGCAUUGGCAAUAUUAUGUGCCCUGCAAAAUUCAUUCUCCACCUCCGCCAAUGCCGCCCAAGAGCUCAGCGGGUCCGCCGCCACCAAAAUAUCGGCCUGCCUCCUCCUCGAUCACAUAUUCCGCUCUUAAUAGGCAUCGGUUGCGAUAAA
Punica granatum (pomegranate) is the source of this 1216-nucleotide messenger RNA. The record is from RefSeq and is a predicted model, not a curated record. NCBI's taxonomy places the organism in Eukaryota, Viridiplantae, Streptophyta, Magnoliopsida, Myrtales, Lythraceae.